This is a messenger RNA of Neohortaea acidophila, 1944 nucleotides long. RefSeq names its product D-arabinono-1,4-lactone oxidase-domain-containing protein. Bases 178 to 1944 code for a protein of 588 amino acids. The record is from RefSeq and is a predicted model, not a curated record. Gene Ontology annotation, molecular function: D-arabinono-1,4-lactone oxidase activity; FAD binding. The transcript has a single exon. Lineage: Eukaryota; Fungi; Ascomycota; Dothideomycetes; Mycosphaerellales; Teratosphaeriaceae. Gene Ontology annotation, cellular component: membrane; mitochondrion.
CUCCAUUCCACCUGCACCUCGCCAGCACCGAGUCCCCUUCUCCACUGUCUCACCGUUGGGGACGCGUCGCGAUCAUCGCAGUACUGAGCAUGAAGCGCCGAUAGCCCGGAACACCUCCGCUCCCAACGCCUCCAUAUCCUCGCUCUAGACCGCGACACUUCAUACCUCGCCGGGAAGAUGGAGAAGAUCAAGCACGAGAUCGCACGGACCGACCCUGAUGUCCCCUUCCGUGCCUCCUCCUCCCACAUCCACCACACAUGGGCCAAGACCUUCCAGAGUCGUCCGGAGCUCUACAUCCGCCCGCAAAGCCUCGAGGAGGUUCAAAAGGUCGUCAACCUUGCCCGACGCUGCAGGAGGAGGAUUGUGGUGGUUGGCAGCGGGCAUUCCCCGAACGACCUGACAUGUACUUCCUCGUGGAUGAUCAAUCUCGACGACUAUGGCAAGUUGUUGCACGUGGAUCGACAGAAGAAGACGUUCUUGGUCGAGGCGGGUAUGCGCCUGCAUGACUUGAAUCACACUGCGCAUCAGCAUGGCCUCUCCAUGCCCAACCUCGGCAGUAUCGAUGCGCAGAGCAUCGCGGGCGCCAUAGCGACGGCAACACAUGGAAGCUCGCUCAAGCACGGCAUCAUCUCCGAAUCGGUGCUCUCUCUCCGCGUUGUGCUGUCGAAUGGCCAUGCCGUACGGUGUUCGAAUGACCAGAAUCAAGACCUCUUCAAAGCGGCGCUGGUCUCUCUUGGCGCGCUGGGAAUCGUUACCGAGGUGGAGUUCCAGAUGGUGGAGAACUACAAAGUCGAGUGGGAGCAGAAAUUGGUGCCGCUGGACGAUGUCCUGACUCGCUGGAACACCAAUCUAUGGCUGAAGGAAUUCACUCGAGUUUGGUGGAUGCCGUACAUGAAGCGCGCCAUCGUUUGGUCGGCGGAAAGGACAGAGAAGCCGGUGCGGGCGCCGGACGCCACCUGGUACGGCGGCUCUGUCGGCUUCCACACCUACCACAACCUACUCUGGCUUUCCAAUUACAUUCCCUGGAUCCUGCCGACCGUGGAAUGGUUCGUGUUCGGCAUGCAGUACGGCUUUUCCCCUGGCGUUUCCGCCACCGCCGUUCAAGACCUUUCCGAUGCCUUGCUCAUGAACUGUCUAUACUCGCAAUUUGUCAACGAAUGGGCUCUCCCACUCCACAAAGGCCCCGAGGCCAUCACUCGCCUUUCCGCCUGGCUCAACGGUGAACCGGGAGGCGGUGGAAUUCCCUUCAGUUCAAAGGGCUUGUACGUUCACUGUCCCAUCGAGGUACGAGUCUCCGACAGCACAGCCAAAGGCACCACGCGCCCAUUCCUCGACAACACCUGCUCCGACGGCCCGACACUCUAUCUCAACGCCACCCUCUACCGCGCCUAUCUACAAGACCCGCCGUGCAAAGACCGCUACUACGAAGCCUUCGAGUGGCUGAUGCACGAGCUGGGCGCCAAACCGCACUACGCCAAGAACUUCAGCUACACCACCGCGGAGCAAAUGCAGCACAUCCUCGGCGACAACCUGAAGAAGUGGGCCAAGGUGCGCAACGAGGCGGACCCCGAAGGAAUGUUCCUCGGUGCCUGGCACCGCCGCACGCUCGGCGUCAGUCUGGCGGCCAAAGGCGCGUUGGAGGAGCGCGAAGUGUCCCGCACGAAGGCAGCGGACGGUGGGCAAUUCUGGGUAGGCGAGUUGGACAGCACGAGGUCGGAAGCGCUGUCAUUCGCUACAGCCGCUGCUCCGGAGCGCGGAGCGCAAGUAAACGGAGGCAGUCCGACGCCGUCAUCGAGUGCGGAGAGUUUUGACAUGAUGCACGGCGCGGAGGCGGAGAAGAGCACGCUCUUCGACCGCUCGGACGACGAGGAGGUUGACAGGCCGCGAUAUCAUGGACGGCCGCAGGAUACGGUUACGGGGACGGCGGUGUUUGAUAAGAUGUGA